This is a messenger RNA of Anoplophora glabripennis (Asian longhorned beetle), 2406 nucleotides long. RefSeq names its product DNA replication licensing factor Mcm7 (gene Mcm7). The record is from RefSeq and is a predicted model, not a curated record. Gene Ontology annotation, cellular component: nucleus; MCM complex. Gene Ontology annotation, biological process: DNA replication initiation; DNA strand elongation involved in DNA replication; DNA replication. Gene Ontology annotation, molecular function: ATP binding; single-stranded DNA helicase activity; ATP hydrolysis activity. NCBI's taxonomy places the organism in Eukaryota, Metazoa, Arthropoda, Insecta, Coleoptera, Cerambycidae. Bases 1 to 2160 code for a protein of 719 amino acids. The transcript is spliced from 9 exons.
AUGGCUAGACGAGAUUACGAUAAAGAUAAAGAUCAUUUAAAAACCUUCUUAAUGGAAUACUGUGUCCAGGACAGCCAAGGAAACAAAUGUUUCAAAUAUUCAGAGCAGUUGUCGAAACUGGCACACAGAGAACAAAUUGCAAUGUAUGUAGAAUUGGAUGAUGUAAAUGAUUUCGACGACGAAAUAGCAAAUGCUAUUAUUAAAAAUACGAGGCGUUAUAGUAACCUCCUUUCAGAUAUAGUUUUUGAAAUUUUACCAUCAUUUGUUCAGAGGGGUGUUAUAGCAAAGGAUGCUCUUGACGUUUAUAUUGAACAUCGGUUAAUGAUGGAGAAUCGUAUUAGGCAACCCAAUGAUCAGAGAGAUGCAAGAAAUAAAUUUCCACAAGAAUUGAUGAGGAGAUAUGAAAUCUAUUUUAAAGACUUAUCAUCCAAUAAAAAUGUACCGAUUAGAGAAGUUAAAGCCGAACAUAUUGGUAAACUUGUUACUGUACGGGGUAUUGUAACAAGGUGUACUGAAGUUAAACCAAUGAUGUGUGUUGCUACUUAUACUUGUGAUCAAUGUGGUGCAGAGACGUAUCAGCCCAUUGCAUCGCUUAGCUUCAUGCCCAUUAUUAUGUGUCCAAGUGAUGAUUGUAGAAUCAAUAAAUCAGGUGGAAGACUCUACUUACAGACGAGGGGAUCUAAGUUUAUUAAGUUUCAAGAAAUCAAGAUACAAGAACAUAGUGAUCAAGUACCUGUUGGUCAUAUCCCUCGUACAUUAACCAUUUUCUGUAGAGGAGAAGUAACCAGACAAGCACUUCCUGGGGAUCACAUUGCUGUUACUGGAGUAUUUUUGCCGCUUAUUCGUCAAGGUUUCAAACAGAUCUCGGGUGGUUUAUUAUCUGAAACUUAUUUAGAAGCCCACAGAGUUGUUUCACUAAAUAAAGUUGAUGAAGAAAUUUCUCAAAAUCCUCUUACACCAGAGGAACUUGCAACUUUGACAGAAGAUGAUUUUUACACUAAAUUGGCCAUGUCUUUAGCGCCAGAAAUCUAUGGGCAUAUAGAUGUAAAAAAAGCACUGUUACUUUUGUUAGUGGGUGGGGUUGAUCGUAGACCAGAUGGAAUGAAAAUUCGUGGUAAUAUAAAUAUCUGCUUGAUGGGAGACCCUGGAGUGGCAAAAUCUCAGUUGUUAGGAUAUAUUAAUCGUCUAGCUCCCAGAAGUCAAUACACUACUGGAAGAGGUUCUUCGGGUGUUGGUCUAACUGCGUCUGUCAUGAAAGAUCCUCUAACAGGAGAAAUGAUGCUAGAGGGUGGCGCCUUGGUACUUGCUGACCAAGGUGUAUGCUGCAUUGAUGAAUUUGACAAAAUGGCUGAUGUAGAUCGUACUGCUAUUCAUGAAGUUAUGGAGCAGCAAACCAUCAGCAUUGCAAAAGCAGGGAUCAUGACGUGCCUCAAUGCCCGAGUUUCGAUAUUAGCAGCUGCCAAUCCUGCCUACGGGCGUUAUAAUCCAAAGAGGACUAUAGAACAGAACAUUCAGCUACCAGCGGCACUUCUGUCACGUUUUGAUUUGUUGUGGCUUAUUCAAGACAAAGCGGAUAGGGAUAACGAUUUAAGACUGGCAAAACAUAUCACGUAUGUACAUCAGCAUUGCAAGCAACCUCCUAUGCAAACAGAAGCUUUAGACAUGAACGUCAUGAGGAAAUAUAUUGCCUUAUGUAAACUGAAAGACCCAGCAAUACCAGAGGAAUUAACGGACUUUAUAGUUUCUGCCUACGUUGAGCUAAGAAAAGAUGCCCGUAAUUCUAGAGAUAUGACUUUCACCUCUGCAAGAAACCUUUUGGGCAUUCUGCGUCUUUCCACGGCCUUGGCUCGUUUACGAUUGUCAAAUGUAGUUGAAAAAGAUGAUGUUAAUGAAGCUAUUCGCCUUAUGGAAAUGAGUAAAGACUCAUUAAAUCAACCAUUUGAAAAUAGAGGAUAUAGACCUCCAAAUGUCCAUGACAAAAUAUUUGCAAUUAUUAGAGAGUUGGCAGGAGAAAGUAAGACAGUCAAAGUGUCGGAUGUUUUGGAAAAAUGUGCAAGCAAAGGAUACAAUCCCGAUCAAGUUGAUGGUUGCAUAGAAGAAUACGAAGAACUUAACGUAUGGCAAGUAAACCAAACUCGAACCAAAAUUACAUUUAUAUAAAUCGUUGUAUUCAUAAUUUCACAAAUACUAUUUUCUAGUUUUUAGAACACACGUAAAUUGUAUUUAUUUUAUUUGAAUUAAUGUUACAUCACUAAGAUUUUAAUUUUUGUAAGACGACGAAUAAAAUUGUGCAUUUCUAGUUUUUAUAUCUAUUCUAUAUAAUUCUAUAAAUUAAAUCAAUUCGAAAUCCUAUUAAUGUCCAUUUUAACUUUAUGUUGAUGACAAUAAAUGUAUCUCUGUAAUUUU